This is a messenger RNA of Lodderomyces beijingensis, 1155 nucleotides long. NCBI's taxonomy places the organism in Eukaryota, Fungi, Ascomycota, Pichiomycetes, Serinales, Debaryomycetaceae. The record is from the annotation of a GenBank genome assembly.
AUGUCGCCACCACCUUUCAAAUACCAACAGCCCAAGCACAAGCUCACCCUUAUCCCGGGUCCAAUUGAGUUCAGCAACGAUGUCUUGGCAUCGAUGGCUACUCCCUCGCAGGCUCACACUUCCCCAGAGUUCAUUGCCACUUUCCAAUACGUGCUCAAGAGGUUGCGUAAAUUGUUCAAGUCCAGCGAUCCAAACUCUCAGGGUUACGUGUUGAGUGGAUCGGGCACUUUGGGGUGGGAUGUCGCUGCCGCCAACUUGUUGGUGCCAGGUGACAAGGUGUUGGUUUUGUCGACUGGUUUCUUUAGCGACUCGUUUGCCGAGGCUUUGAAAGUUUACGGUAUCGAAGUUGAUGUCAUCACGGCAAAAGUUGGCGAUGUUGUGCCUUUAGACCAGGUCAAGGACGCGUUGCAAAAGACCAAGUAUGCCGCAAUCACGAUCACCCACGUUGACACCUCGACUUCUGUUGUAAGUGACGUUGAAGGCGUCAGCAAGAUUGUCAAAGAGGUGAGCCCAAACACCUUGAUUAUUGUCGAUGGUGUCUGCUCCAUUGGUGUCGAGAAUUUGGAGUUUGACAAGUGGGGCAUUGAUUUCGCAUUGACCGCUUCUCAAAAGGCCAUUGGUGUGCCUGCUGGUUUGUCGAUUUUCUACAUUAGUGAACGGGCAUUGGCCAAGGCGUUGAACAGGGAAAAGGAAACGACAUUCUUUGCUUCGUUAAAGAGAUGGACCCCAAUUAUGAAAUCAUACGAAGCUGCCAAGCCAGCAUAUUUUGCCACGCCAGCUGUGCAAACCAUCACCGCAUUGAGCACUUCGCUCGAUGAGAUUUUCUCCGAGUCCCUCGACGAGAGGUUUGCUAAGCAGGCUCAAGUUUCCGACAAGUUUAAGAAGACAUGUAAAGAUUUAGGCUUGACCAUCUUGCCUGUUGACGAUAAAGUUGCUGCUCAUGGUUUGACUGCCGUGUACUUCCCCGAGGGUGUCGAUGGCCCAGCUUUAUUGAAGAAAUUGAGCGAAAAGGGUUUUGUUGUUGCCGGUGGAAUCCACAAGGCAUUGCCAGGCAAGUAUUUCAGAGUUGGCCACAUGGGCUACUCAUCCUAUGCUGGCCACCUUGACGCCUUUGCAAAAGCCUUGGAAGAGUCGUUGAAGGAAUUGAAGCAGUAA